UCCGCGACUACAGUCUAAGGGAGGUAACUGUCGUUUCACCACCCUCUCCACACGAGGCGUACACAAUGGCACAACGUGUUUGACUGAGCUCUUUGGUUUUAACCGUUUUACCUGAAUCAAAUAUAUUUUCACAAUGGCCGAAGAGAAGUACAUUAAGAUCGCGGACGACUAUCAGGGUUACCCGCUGGACAUGUUCUGUAUACCCAAGCACUAUGAACAGGAUCUUCAACAUGUCCUCAUUCCCUCGGGACUUAUCGAUGAUAGGAUAGAGCGUCUGGCGAGAGACAUCAUGCGGGACUUCUCCCAUGAGGCCAUUGUCGGCUUGUGUGUCCUGAAGGGAGGCUACAAGUUCUUCACGGAUCUCCUGGACAAGCUCAAGGCACUCAACAGAAAUAGUGAAGUUUCAGUUCCCAUGGCUGUCGACUUCAUUCGGUUAAAGAGUUACAGGAUCUCGGAGACACAGAAGGAUUCGGUAAACCAGGUACCGAUGUCUUCCUACGGAAGUAAAGAGAACGACAUCUCAACAGGGAACAUCGAGGUGAUAGGGGGAGACAACCUGGCUAAUCUUGAAGGAAAGAAUGUUUUGGUUGUGGAAGACAUCAUCGACACUGGUGGCACGAUGACGCAACUGCUCGCACUCCUGAAGGAAGUGAAGCCCAAGUCUGUCAGAGUGGCAAGUUUGCUGGUCAAGCGGACGUCCAGGAGUGUGGGAUACAGGCCAGACUAUGUAGGCUUCGAGGUGCCGGACAAGUUUGUCGUAGGCUACGCUUUGGAUUUUAACGAGUACUUCAGAGAUCUAAGUCAUAUCUGUGUCAUCAAUGACAAUGGCAUCAGCAAAUACUCGGUGAAGAGAUAGGCAAGGCGGCGGCCAUAUUGUUUUAUACUGCAGCAGAUAAGGGGAGAUCAUUCCAGUCGCCACUUCUCAGGUCUGCAGCGCUGAUACACAACACAUCCAACAACAAUUUCUUUAGUUAAUUGAAAGAAUCGUGUUUAACAAAUGGUUAUGAAGAGACUCUCUAUGUAGCCUACUUGUGGUUAUGAAGAUCAUAUUUUGAUGAAACAGAUUUGAGCUGUUUCACAUCUAUUAACACAGCCAGAUGUGAGAUAAUUUGUUUAUAUCACCAACUUGUGUAUCCAGUCCCCAAGGAAACAAAUAUCAACUUUACAGCAUUCAUUUCAUUUCUGCACCUGUAACAGAAAUUACUUUUUUGAUCGUAGGACUUUAUAUGUUGUUGUUGUGUUUGUGGUGAUGCAGUGGAAUAUCUGUUGUAGGUUGCUUAAAAAAUGUUUUAGAAACAUAACCAUAGCCUCAUUGAAAGAGUGAUCAUCGUGUAAGUCCUUCGUCAUCCUGUAUUAAAAUUUGAGCAACAACAGUUGUAGUGUAAUUGAUGUUUCUACUGAGACUUCACCUUUUCUAAGAUGUGUUUUUAUAUAAUCUUUAUUUCUACCUGGUAGUCUAUUUCUGUGUCCAUGUGACACAAGAAGGGGGUUAGUGGGCAUUUGGGGGCACAGACACAACCUGUAGUCCGUUAGACAGAGACUAGUGAAAAUUUAGAUGGACCUGUUGUUUUCUCCCCUGAUUUAGUUAUUUUACAUAACCUCUGGUUGGAAGUGAGCUGGCCGACAUGACCAGUGGUGUCUACCCCUGAUUUAGUCAUUUUACAUAACCUCUAGUUGGAAGUGAGCUGGCCGACAUGACCAGUGGUGUCUACCCCUGAUUUAGUUAUUUUACAUAACCUCUAGUUGGAAGUGAGCUGGCCGACAUGACCAGUGGUGUCUACCCCUGAUUUAGAUGUACAUUCACUUGUUAACUCCCUGCUACACUCUACUGUGGUGGCAUUUAGAGUCAUUCAUCAUGUAAAUUUUAAAUUAAAGGGAAAUUAAUAGUAUUAAACAUUUAUGAAUAUUUUAACCAGAUUUAGGUCAAACAUGUUCAGUUUAGAAAACAUUACUUCUAUAUGUUAUCAUGUUAUUUUAUUGGCUAAUUGGAAAACAUGACCCUCAAUUUCAAAUGUGCAGCAACGUUUUGUGGAUUAUGUCCCUACAGCGCUACAAUGUCAGGGGUAAAAAAAUGUUGCUGUAAGCCAUACACGAGUCGUCGUAUAAUGAGAAUUUAUUCCCUUUUUGUUAGAUAAGGCCAUAUUUGACUUUUAGUCCAUGAUUCUUGGCAUCAAAGCUUCAUAUCAGCGAUAGAUUGAGGAGCCAAAACUAAUGAUUGUACUAUACCAUUCAAAGGAAGUUAAAGAACACCAGGUUCUUUCCUAUUGUUAUAGUUAAUCUGCCAUGGUAUAAGUAGUAUAUGUUUUACAUUUAUAACAUUAGUCCAAAUUUGUAGUUAUUCAUUUAAGCCAUGCAGAGUUGUGUCCCCUAGCCAUGCCAGGAUCUGGUAGUGGGAUAAAAUUCCAUAUUCACUAUGAUUGUGAUCCUUAGUCUAUCAGAACCAUGCCUACCUUUGUUUGUGAUUUUGACCCAAGUUAUAAACGUCUGUUCACAACUUUGUCUUGGCUCUUGUAUCCAGAUGACACCAGUGCUGAUAUUCCAGUGCUUCAUGGAGAUACAGGUCAAUGUCCACACAAAACUGUGUCUCUAGUUGUUCCAGCACCGAGACAGCAUGGAUUCUCAAGAUUGUUUGUGAUCAGUUAUAUCAAUCAUUAUGGAUGAAUGAUCUUUGAUGAACAAUCAUUAGUGAGUCAUAGAGGAAACUAUACAAGUAAUGAUGUCGUCCUCGCUGACUUUCUUUUGCAGCUGUAUAUCAUGAUGUGAAAUUCAAGCACAAUUAAUGGGUGUGGUGUGGGACUCUUGUCCCUGCAAGCACAGACAGACAGACAGACAGACAGACAGACUGACAGAGACACGCUGCAUAAGUACAAUAAUUUUGGAACACGACAAUGAACCUGAUAUCACCUAGAAAACAAGAUCUUCGGUGUUUGGUUUUGCUGCUAGUAGUGCUCCCUCACCAUGAUAUUGCUGGGGAUAUUGCUCACAGUGGUGUAAAACGCAACUCCCUUACUCACACUGCUUUCAUGCUUUAGUUGCCUACAGUAACUGCACUGUUCCCUCGCUAUUGUGCCCUCAAUAUAGCGCUAACUCAGUUGUAGUGCAGUAACUGCACUGUUCCCUCGCUAUUGUGCCCUCAAUAUAGCGCUAACUCGGUUGUAGUGCAGUAACUGCACUGUUCCCUCGCUAUUGUGCCCUCAAUAUAGCGCUAACUCGGUUGUAGUGCAGUAACUGCACUGUUCCCUCGCUAUUGUGCCCUCAAUAUAGCGCUAACUCAGUUGUAGUGCAGUAACUGCACUGUUCCCUCGCUAUUGUGCCCUCAAUAUAGCGCUAACUCGGUUGUAGUGCAGUAACUGCACUGUUCCCUCGCUAUUGUGCCCUCAAUAUAGCGCUAACUCGGUUGUAGUGCAGUAACUGCACUGUUCCCUCGCUUUUGUGCCCUCAAUAUAGCGCUAACUCGGUUGUAGUGCAGUAACUGCACUGUUCCCUCGCUAUUGUGCCCUCAAUAUAGCGCUAACUCGGUUGUAGUGCAGUAACUGCACUGUUCCCUCGCUAUUGUGCCCUCAAUAUAGCGCUAACUCGGUUGUAGUGCAGUAACUGCACUGUUCCCUCGCUAUUGUGCCCUCAAUAUAGCGCUAACUCGGUUGUAGUGCAGUAACUGCACUGUUCCCUCGCUAUUGUGCCCUCAAUAUAGCGCUAACUCGGUUGUAGUGCAGUAACACGAGGCUUCCAAAAUUUACUUCCAUUUUUAGUGAACUCAAGUUUUACACAAUGUCUUUCCCCCAUCUCGAAAAACAUUAUCAGCUGAUCAACGAGAAAUAACAGUCAACAAAUCUAGACUGAAGUACACAAAUUAAUGCCAUUAUAUAUUUAUAUAUCUGGACUUCUGUUUGCAAUAUAUUUGAUUGAUUUUAUUCAAAUUUCAUUCAAUAUUGUUCAGUGAAAUUGUAUGUGAAGUGAUCAGUAGAUUGCACAACUCACCAUUAUUUACAGCAACCAGUCAGAUUACUGCUAUUGACGCCUUGAAACGAACUUUGGUUGCCAGAGAAUUGCUACAUGUAUCAGUAUAUGCAGUAAUUAUAUGUAUUAUCAUUUUAAGAACAUUUCAUAUAUCUAUUUGGUCAAUUUCUCAUUAUAAAACAAGGGGGAAGUCCCUGUGCAUAGUUGCUUCCCUUAGGAGUGCCAGAAUCCGAUGACUGUGGGUUUGAAUCCUGGUUCGCCUGAUUAUGUUUCUAGGUUUGUCAGCACCAUACCCACGCGCGUGGGUUUCACCGGAGUGGUAAACGUCUGAGACCUGCAUCACUCCAGGCUUUCCUCCCAUCAGUCUGACUGACACAAAGUAUUACAACAGAAAUACUCUUAAAAACGCAACAUUCACUAACACACUCACUAAAUUCAUCUAUGAAUUUGUAAUGACUGUAAAGCUGGUUGGUUGGUUUGUUGUUUAACAUUUGUUUAACGCCGCACUCAGCAAUAUUCCAGCUAUAUGACGGCAGUCUUUAUAUAAUCGAGUCUGGACCAGACAAUCCAGUGAUUAAUAUCAUGAACAUUACAUCGUCCCGAGGUAUGGGAGUGCAGUUGCCACCCUUACUGUAUUAGGCUAGAAUUAUGGAGUUAUGUUUUGGGCUGGACUAAAGUCCAAUCAAAAUCUGGUAAGGAAAUUGACAUUCGGUUUGUCAACCGCCGUGUAGAUUUUGGUUUAUUGCAAGAUUUGUAGAGCAUGUGCACCGCCAACUUGGCAUCAACAGAUAUUUUCCAAAUCCAAUCAUGUUCCUAAUAAUGGUGCUCAGGUGAUUUGAUGCACCUUGCGAAGUAAAACUCAUUUUAUUACAAAUAGAUCUUAACUAUCGAUCUAAUCAUCUUGACUGGCUUCGGCCAUGUUGGUUGAAGCAAAUGCAAGUGAUAUGAGAGGUGGAAUCUGAUUGGUCAAUAGGAGGGACAUAACUCGUAAUAGCCACUGGUGGUGCUACAAUCGAGCCACGAAACUCCAGCCUGGUUUGGCAAGGGUGGAAACGACUUUUAUAGUCAGUUACCUCCCUUGCCUCGGGAAGAUUGGACUAUUAUUGUGGGAUGUGAUCAGUCAUUUGUUCUGUGGUUUUACUGGUUUCUUUUUGGAAGCAGGCCAUUGCCUGAUUUGUUUGUUAUCAAUAACAACUACAUGGCAAUCUGCUGAUGGUAUUGACAGGUGAUGUGGGAACACAGUGUAUACAAAUGGGGGAGUAUUGAUGAUAACAUUAGAACUGCUACCAGAUACUUUGUACUCUGUCGGUCUUAGACAGUAUGGUUUGUUGUGUACACCGAAGAUUUGUUUAUUUCAUCACAAUUAAGUUGUUAAUAAAUGUUAUAUGAUCUUAGUUAUUUUCUUUUUAGCAUGUACCUGUUACUAAUGAGGAAUGGGUAAUUACUUUGCUAGAACUUGUUCUUGGUUCUUUUCAUGUACCAUAUUUGCCGUAAUAAGUGCCUUGGCAAUUAAAAAUUGGACAAAUAGGGGUUCGAAAUUAAUUUUAAAACCAUUCACAGGUCAAAUUUGUUGUCAGAUCGUGAGGCUGCGAAAAGUAUUAGUUCCAAUGUCUGUGAAACUAAACCUUUUUUCAUAAUUAAAUAUAGUUAUAUAUCCUUCCUACUCUGCUGUGUUUACUGUAAAAAGAAAAUAUGUAUUGUCAUGUCAAAUGCAGUUCUGCAAGGAAUACUUACAGAUUGAUCGAGAAGUUUGCCAGGGGCUUGUAUUGAAGCAGGGCGCUAUAUACGGUGAAUACGGUAUAUGAUUUAACUCAAGUUUUCGGGUGGGUGGGUGUGUGUCAUUAGGGUCGCAAUUGUACAUUCAGGGUCUUAUAUGAUAAUAUUGAUAUCAGAUAUACUGUAAUUGUUUAUUGAAGUUUGUAUUUUGUUAAUUUGAUUUUACAUUAUAGUUGUUUUUUAUUGAAAUAGUCAUUUCACAUGUUUUUACACUGUAAUACUGUUAUUAUUGGAAAGAAUAUAUAGUUACAUGUAUAAUGACAUAAUAUCAGUUAGUGUUGUGGGCGCUCCACGUCGCUGUGCAGAGUUGCAUCCCUUAGGUAUGCUAGAAACCUAUGAUUGUGGGUUUCAAAACCCCCUAUUUGCUUUGACUUGGUUCCUUGGUUUGGCAGCACCAUACCUAUGCAUUUGGGUUCCACUAAAGUGGUAAAGAUUUUAGACCUUUUAUCACUUUGGGUUUUCCUCGCCCCACAUUAAGCUGACAAGCCCUGACACAGUGUUAAAAGCAGCGUUAAGCCCAACUCACUCACUGAAUCAGGAUAGUAGCAGAGAGCAAAGAAGCUGUUUCAGAAAUUCAUGGUAUUUGUUGUUUGAUAUUUUGAAGAUUUCACACAGUCAUGUUCGAAUAAAAAAUAUAUCCUGUACAGGGUGCUUUUAAAUUUAUAGUAUUGAGGUACUGUUCAUUGUUUAAUGUCAUACAGUAUCUUUGUGUGACAGGUGCUUUCAGUUACCACUUUCCCAUACUCAGAAAAGGUGGCACCAUGGUUGGUGCCAUAACACAAAUACGGGUUUGAUUCCCCACAUUGUGGGAAGCCCAUUCUUAGUGUCCUUACUGUACUCUGUUAAAAAAUUGUAGCAGUUUUCAUCCUCACUUGUCUAGGGAAAGUUUACUUUGGUAAUGAUUACCUACCCUGGAGGGUGGUGGGGUAGCCUAGUGGUUAAAGGGUUCACUAGUUAACUGAAGACAGGGUUUGGUUCCAAACAUGGGUGCAAUGUGUGAAACCUGUUUCUGAUCUCGCUGCCAUGAUAUGGCUGGAACAUUGCUAAAAGUGGCUAAAAACCCUGCUCACUUACUCACACCUAAACAAGGUAAUAGAGAAUUCCACCCUCAUGUCUUUGGAUUUCAAAUAUAUCAACACAAGUUGAUAAAAGUUUAAAGCUCCAUGCUUGCUGAUGAAUUUUUAACUUGUUUAUACGUGUGUUGAUAUAUUUGAUGUCAAAAGACACGAGGGUGAGAUUCUGUUUAUCAUCCAAUAUCAUUCUCCCUACAUUUUCAGUUUGUAGAAAUAAUAACAGUGUUUGGAAUAAAAAGUACGGCUAUCCAGCUUCAGUGGCAGA
Molecule: messenger RNA, 7071 nt
Organism: Haliotis rufescens (red abalone)
Lineage: Eukaryota; Metazoa; Mollusca; Gastropoda; Lepetellida; Haliotidae
Product: hypoxanthine-guanine phosphoribosyltransferase
Exons: 10
Coding region: 134-856 (240 amino acids)
Biological process (GO): purine ribonucleoside salvage; hypoxanthine metabolic process; IMP salvage
Molecular function (GO): magnesium ion binding; hypoxanthine phosphoribosyltransferase activity
Source: RefSeq, a predicted model, not a curated record